UGCACGCCGGGUCGCGCGGCAUAGGCAGAUUUGCAGGGCCCAUGACGUCGGCGGGGCAUAUUUCCUUAACAGCACGGAUCAAUGUGGGACUAAUGCAUCAAAUUCGCGCCCAGUGACUGAGCAUCGAACUGAGUCAGUGGAAGACGCAAAGCAGCAGGGGACUUUAACUCUCCACGUAGACAACAGAAUCGUCGUGGGUAGUGUAUCCCCUCCCACGCAGGUCUUCAAACCGUGCAUCGCAGUGAAGGAUGUUGUGUCAAGCUGCGCCCCACGUGCUCCACUGUUACGUGCCAUUCCUUCAGGUCUCCACCGGCACAACGGCCGCAGUUCGAGCUUUUGGCUAGCCAACACCAACCCUCAGGACAUAGUUUGUCCAUCUAUCACCACAACCACAAUUCAACCUUCCUAUUCUGGCCUGGAUGCCAUCAGGGAUUUUGUGCCUCAAGAAUGCGAGCAGAACACGCCGUCUGAAGCCAUCAGUAUACUUGAUCAUGCCGCCCAGGCCUUUGACAAAGAUAGACACCCGUACGUCGCAUGCAGUAUACCGCUUCCGCACAGCCACGGUAUCGCUUUGCGUGCCUUAUCUGACGGUUCUGUAAUCGAUGCCCAUAUGGACACCCCAUAUCUCCAAGACGCCGAGGAAAAUACUCCCAAUAAGAAAGUGUCGCAUAUUCUUCAGAUAGAGUCUACGACUCGUGGAAUAGGUGAUUGCGUAAUGGAGCUGCAAAGUUCUGACAGCCAGAACAUCGAGAUAAAUACUGAGCACCCUAACCCCGCGGGAGGUACAGUGCCCACGAGGUCUUGUGACCUGCCGACGCCGGUGUGGGGGUCGGUUGAAUCCCUCGUGACGCAGGCGUCGUCAAGGCCCUAUAUUGCCCCAAGAGGUUUAUCUCGGCUAUCCUAUUUUGGUCCACGAACACCAUUGUUACGAGCUUUGCCGAUGGAACAGUCGCUAGAAAGUGAUACUGCAGACUGUACAGUCAUUGCAGACAUCCCGAGGCCGUCAGAAGUUGGCUGGUGUACUCGGUGCGAAAGACAGUUUCGGUCUUGGAAAGAUUAUGUUCAACAUUGCAGCAAUUACCACACGCACCCUUAUAGCGAGGUGUGCAAGUUUUGCGCAUUCCCCAUCAGGGACAAGGACGUUGGGGCCCACGAACGAAAUCAUCAAAGGAGCUCAGUUUCAUGUUCUUUAUGUUCCGCUCGGUUUACAAAGAUUCAUAGUUUGAAAAAUCAUGAAGCGUGUUACCAUAAUAAUUUACCGCGAGGUAAUGGCGCUUCUUCAGUCCCCACUCUUUCCAGUUUGACACCCCACAAUCCAAUGCUACCUUCAAACUCCAUUUCUAAAGUAUCCGUUCCAGCACCUACUAUGGAAUCGGCAGAUCCAUCUUUAGCGGAUGGCCUUCGAAGGUCAGCUCGUAUUGCAAGUUUAAAGAAGCUAGUACCCCCCACUGAUACGGUCUAGAGGCUGCCAAAGGUAGAAUACCAGUCUGACACUCAAUAAAAUAAGCCGAUGUAUA
Molecule: messenger RNA, 1517 nt
Organism: Frankliniella occidentalis (western flower thrips)
Lineage: Eukaryota; Metazoa; Arthropoda; Insecta; Thysanoptera; Thripidae
Exons: 3
Coding region: 611-1462 (283 amino acids)
Source: RefSeq, a predicted model, not a curated record